Molecule: messenger RNA, 588 nt
Organism: Talaromyces marneffei
Lineage: Eukaryota; Fungi; Ascomycota; Eurotiomycetes; Eurotiales; Trichocomaceae
Exons: 2
Coding region: 1-588 (195 amino acids)
Cellular component (GO): extracellular region
Source: RefSeq, a predicted model, not a curated record
AUGAAGUUCUUAUCCCUCUUAUCUUCGCGUGAUCUUCCUUCUAUUUAUAAGGAGGUCAUCGACAAAAUUGACCGCAGUCUGUCCCAGUUCGAUAUCGAUAUUCUAGAUUACAAGAUCGGUAAACCCUUAUUCCUUCUCCGUAACUCUAAUGCUAUUUUCCAAGCCACUACGGAGGGGAUUCAGACAAUCAAACUUCAGCCUUCCCUUAGCGACCCUGAGGCCAAGGAACUUGCUGACCAUAUAGAGUAUGGUGGUUUAGAGGGUUGUAUUAUGGCAAUUAUCAAAGAUAUUGUCCCUAAGAAGGAAAUUUUUAUUGCUUGGGGUUAUAGUUCUGAUAGUACGCAGAGUCUUCAGCUACUGAAGAACGCUCUUGAACAACUCCGUGACGCGAUCAACCAGCAGGUUCCCCCCCAAAGCGUCCACCUUUUUACAGAUCUCUUUGAUCGGUAUAUCAAGGACAUCCUGAAAUGUAUUAAUGACUUGACCCCUACCGGCAAGGGUACUAUCGUUCCCUUUACAAUACCAAGCAUCCCCCCCCGACGGUGCCAUGGCGACCAGUACAAGUUUGACAUGAGGAUGUCGGCAUAG